Molecule: messenger RNA, 1491 nt
Organism: Myzus persicae (green peach aphid)
Lineage: Eukaryota; Metazoa; Arthropoda; Insecta; Hemiptera; Aphididae
Gene: Saysd1
Product: SAYSvFN domain-containing protein 1
Exons: 3
Coding region: 295-882 (195 amino acids)
Source: RefSeq, a predicted model, not a curated record
UGAAAUUAUUGAUAAAAAUAAUAUUGUAACUUAUUAGGUAUCUAUGUGUUAACGAUCUAUAUUCUACGUAACAUUGGCAAUCAAUAACAAAUCAGAAAUUAUCGAGUACCGUUGACCGUCAACUCGUCAAGACCGCUUACAUUUCGUUACAAACUCAAUAUCUAUUAUAUUAUUAUUAAAAGACGUGUGGUUUUAUAGUUGUGCAGUCUACACACACGAAUGAAGAGGGUUUGAUAAAGAUUUUAUACAACUAUCGCACAAAAACAAUCAAUCUCUAAAUAAUAUGUUGAUGUGAUGGAAACUGAAACAAUAGUAAUGAGUAGUAGAAGAAGAAUGGUGCUCAAACCACUUUCUGCUCCAGCAGCAACUUUACAAUGUAAAGUACAAAAUACCUCCAAUGAUACAAAUGAAUAUGAUAAGAUUCAACCACUGUCCUCACUCAUUGCUCCAAAAAACGACAGAAAAAAACUUUUGUUUCAAGAUGUUAUUGUUCCUGAAAUAAUACCUCCAGUGCAGCGUAAUAAAGUCUUAUUAUCAUGUACAAUUAACAGUGAUAUGUCAGUUUCUGAUGAUUCUGAUUCUGAAGAUUCUACAAAAACCAAUGUGCCUCUCAAUAAAUCACCAAAGAGCAAUACAAAACUAUACUACACUAUCAUUAUGUUUUUAUGUUGGGCUGCUGUUCAGUACUGGAUGAUUGCUGUAGUUGGUUUCGGAGCAGUAUUUUUUGCUAUUUCUGCUCUUAUUGCCAUGUAUUAUAACACUUCAAACUCAGAAAAAAAACACAAUGUUUUAAGUGCAUACUCUGUGUUUAAUCCUCAAUGUACACCUAUUCAAGGAUCUGUAGAUCCAAAACAAUUGGAACGUGAGCUGCUAUUUGGUUAAUUGUGAUGUUCGGUCAAUAAAUAUAAUAUUAUACUUUUUUAAUUAUUUAUGGUGUCUAGCCUGUUACUAUAAUUUAAAAAACACAUUUUUAUUUAAGUACGUAUUUUAACAUGGUCAUUUGUUUGUACAAUAAAAUAAAUAAUGAACAUUUUUAAAAUUUAUCUUAAUUUAGUAUUUUAUAUAAUUUUUACUAUUUUUCAAAAUCACCUUAAAUUCCAAACUAUUUUACAUUUUUUACAUUUGUAUUUCAAGUAUAAUGUUAGUGAUGAUUUGUUUAUGUAAAAUGUAUAACUUAUUAUUUGGAUAAAAAUUGCAAAUGAUUACUAUUAUAUUUUAUUGAUAUAUAUUUUUGUAUGUGUUUGUAUGGUUUCUUAAAUGUGUAUAAUAUAAGCCAUAGGAUAACAUUGAUACAAGCCAUAUUGUGGCAUUGUGUUAUCAUCAUUAUUGUGUAAUAAUUACAGUCGUAGUGAGUUCAAUAAUAUUUAAAAUAUAAUUGUAAUAUUUUUUUAAACUAUUUUUGUAGUAGGCAAUAAAUAGAUCUUCUAUUUAUUGAAAUGGUUUAAACUUUUUGUUUCCAGCAAACCCUAAUAUAAAAUAAUACAUAAGGGU